Phaedon cochleariae (mustard beetle) is the source of this 1062-nucleotide messenger RNA. The record is from the annotation of a GenBank genome assembly. NCBI's taxonomy places the organism in Eukaryota, Metazoa, Arthropoda, Insecta, Coleoptera, Chrysomelidae.
CUUUGACUUUUCAAUUUCAAAAAAUCAUUGAGUCAAGAGAGUCAAGAUCAUUCUUUAAAAUUGGUAUGUUUAAAUCAUUGUAUAGGAAAACUCGGCAGUUAGCAUAUAUCUCCAAAUUAGGUACAUCAGAAAUAAUUAGAAAAAUGACUACUGUGAAUCUUAUUGAACAAUCAAUAAAGGCUAAGCUAAAGACUCAUCUGGAAACUAACCAUAUAGAGGUAAUAAAUGAGUCUUAUAUGCACAAUGUUCCAAAAGGUUCUGAAACACACUUCAAAGUUGUUGUUGUUUCUGAAAAGUUCAACAACAAACCCUUAAUACAAAGACAUAGAAUGGUAAAUGAAGUCCUAAAGGCAGAACUCCAGAAUGGUGUCCAUGCACUAUCUAUUGAGGCAAAAACCCCUGCUCAAUGGCAAGAAAGUGAUCAAAUGAUUGAACCAAGCCCAAAUUGUAGAGGUGGGUUUGGUAGGUAAAAUAAUCUAAAUAACUCUCUAUCAAAUUGUACAAAUUAUAGAGGUACCUUGAACAUGACAUGAUAUACUUGUCAUUUCUAGGUACAUUACAUGUAUCUUUGAUAAUUUUAGCACUACAUCAGAUUAUUACCUGAUCUUCUAUUAAUCAAUUGAAAAAAGUAGGAAACAAAAAAAUGUUGAUAGGCUUAUGUGGAUCAACAUUUAUUAAAAAAUUGUUAUAACAAACUUUCAUCAUUCUGUUUAUGUCUGCAAAAUUCAAAUGUUGCAAAUACUAGUAAAAGUCUUUCUUCUAUGGCUGUCAGAUGUUCCUGUGUGGUUAGAGUCUGAAUAUCUGGCAUCAAUUCCAAAUUCUGUUUAAUCUUUCCUCCAGUUAAUUCCAGUAAACUUUUCCAUGUGUAUUUUCUCAACCUACAGAACACAGAUAACUUCAGAUUCUAGAUUACAUAAUGUGAAUAUAUUUUUUCUUUCCUUAUUUCUGGUGUGUUCAUUACACUUCCUGCAUCUUGCUGCUCAUAACAGCAGCUAAAUUUAAUUUAAUCAGUGUCAAAUAUUUGGGAAUUAUGUUCUCAAAAUGUUAUAGCAUAUUUUUAGA